This is a messenger RNA of Daktulosphaira vitifoliae (grape phylloxera), 2123 nucleotides long. RefSeq names its product rab-like protein 6. The coding region runs from base 435 to 1967 and encodes 510 amino acids. Lineage: Eukaryota; Metazoa; Arthropoda; Insecta; Hemiptera; Phylloxeridae. The transcript is spliced from 10 exons. The record is from RefSeq and is a predicted model, not a curated record. Gene Ontology annotation, cellular component: nucleus; cytosol. Gene Ontology annotation, molecular function: GTPase activity; GTP binding.
AUAAAUUUGAUUCAAUACCGAGUACAAGUAUUGACAAUUCUAAGGACAUAACAUCCCUAUCAGUUGUUCUUCUUUGAUUAUAUUACGUUAUCAUAUAAUAACGAGUUGCAUUAUCAAAAUUUAAAUUGCCACCAGAGCAUAAACAAAUAAAACAUGAUUUGAUGUAAGCUUAAUAGGUAGUCCUUAUACAAUAACUUAAAUUAAAACAAGUUCUCACUUUUUUUAAAUAAUUAGAAGUGUUUACUUUGUAUUGGUUUUUAAUUGUAAAUUAAAAAUUUUAUGAAUCACUAGAAACUUAAGCACCUUUUUUUCAAUAAUUUAAUAAAACUAUAUCUUAUUUUGUUGGUCAAAAUUUGAGAUUUUUGACGGAUAUUACGUCUACUAAAAAAUGUUAUCAACAUUAAAACGUUUUACUAGUAAAACAGAAAAUAAAGAUGCUACUAUUCAAUCUACAGGCCACCCCAAAGUUUUAUCUCAAGAUUUACAACGAAAUUUUUCAAAAGGCAUUCAAUACAACUGUUGUAAAAAUAGUAAUUAAAGGUGAUAGAAACGUAGGAAAAACCUGUCUAUGGAAUCGAUUGCAAGGCAAACCUUUUAUUGCCAACUAUGAAGAAACUGAUGAAAUUCAAGUUGCCCAUAUUAAAUGGAACUAUAAGAAUACUGAAGAUGUUGUUAAAGUAGAAGUGUGGGAUGUUGUUGAUAAAGGAAAGAAACGUUCAAUGUCAUCAAAGCCAAGUGAUAUUCUGAAAACUGAACAUACUAAAACCAUGGUAUCGCCAAUUCAAGUUGAAAACACUCCAGCAUUAGAUGCUGAACUUGUUGAUGUUUACAGAUACACAAAUGGAGUUCUAUUAGUACUGGAUAUCACCAAAAGAUGGACACUAGAUUAUGUUUACAAUGAACUACCUAAAAUUCCAGAUAAUAUUCCUAUAUUAGUAUUAGGAAAUCACUGUGAUAUGAAUCAUCAUCGAAGUAUUAAUUCUGAUGAAAUUGUUUACUACCUUAAUUCGUUACAAAGGGGUAGUUUUGUUCGCUAUGCUGAGGCCUCCAUGUCAAAUGGAUUUGGCCUUAAACUAAUAUAUAAAUGGAUUGGUAUAUCAUUCUUGCAACUGCAGCGUGAGAAUAUUAUAAAUCAUUUAGAAACCAAUGAACGAGAAACGAAAAUAAUGACUAUGGAAUUGGAUGUUUAUCAACAGAGUAAUGAAGCUAAUUAUGAUAUGUUUAUUUCAAGGCUUUCAAAUCAAAGAAGAACUGAUGCAGAAAAUAAAUCUGUAACUCCAACAUUACCAUUACCGUUGUUAAAUGCACCAUCACCUAAUACAAAUAAUAAAAAAUCUUCAAAAGUUAAUCAAAAGCAAUUUCUUGAUGAUUUUAAGACUCAAAAUAUUUGUAAAAAAAUAUUUCCCUUAAAUAAAUUAGAUGAUCUCCAAAGUGUUAUAAAAGUAAAUAUAGAAGAUACAAAGGAAGAUUCGGUGAUAAACAAUCGAAAACAACAUAAUGAUAGCAACAAUUUAGAUGAUUUUGUACCAGAUGAUGUGUUGGAUAAAUCAUUUUUAGAUGAUACAAGCCAUGGUGAUAUUGUUAUUAAAGGAAAUAAAGAGAUUGAUUUAGAUUCUGAUAGUGAUGAUAAUUCUGGAAAUCCCAUGGUAACAUGUUAUCAAGCUGAUAUUGAUCCAGAUGAUAUUUUGCCCGGCAUAUCAGACAUUAAGAUUGAUAAAAAUAUAAGUAAAUAUGAUACUUUGAAGGAUUCUGAAAAAUGGUCUUCUAUCCAAAAUACUAUGAGACCAAGACCAGAAGGAGGGGAAGAUAAAUUAACAUCAUCAAAUGACUGUUAUAACUCAUUGAAUACAGAAAACCAAAGCAAAGAAAAAAAAAUCAAACUAAAGGGAGAGAAACGCAAAAAAAAAAGGGAAAGUUUAAAAUCAGACAGUGAUAAUUUGGAACAAUUUCUUAGGGAUGUAUCUUAAGUUCAAAUAUAUAUUUAAAAUUUGUUAUUGUCAUUAUAUUAUUAUUGUUGUUUGAUAAUUUAUAUUUAAAUUUAUUAAUUUUGAUCUUUAUUAGUAUUUUAUAUUUUGCUUUUUGUUAAUUUAUAUAUUUUAUUUAUUAAAUUUUAGUUGAACAUA